UGUCAUGUUUAUUCUCUGAUGUCAAUUACAAGUCAAGUCACAAGACUUCCAGUGAAAUCAUACUAGUAAAAAGGGUGUAAGUUUUUGAAUUCGUUUAUCGAUAUAAAUUUUAAAAAUGGCAUCUAAUUUGACCGCCGGAGCGGAUCAUAACAUUAAAGACAUAAUUACGUCUUUGGAUGAUGAUAAAACAGAUAUGCUGGCUGCCACUAGUGUAUUACAACAAAGAGCCACUGAUAUUAGAAAUCAACAUGUCAACUGGUUAUCAUAUUUACAAUCCCAGAUGAUAUCUCAAGAGGACUACGAUUUUAUUGUAGCAUUCGAUGUUCCAGAUAGUGCGAAAAGAGAAGAACUUUUGCUAAAAAAUAGAAAUCAAUGCGCCCAAACGUUCCUGAAUUUAUUAGGUCACGUUUCCAAAGACCAAACGCUACAAUACAUUUUAGUUUUAGUGGAUGAUAUGCUACAGGAGAAUCGAAGCCGCGUGGAAAUAUUCCACGAAUACGCCAAUAAGAAGAAGGAAUCAGUAUGGGGACCGUUUUUGAAUCUUCUCAAUCGUCAAGAUGGUUUUAUAACAAACAUGACUUCGAAAAUAAUAGGGAAGAUAGCGUGUUGGUCUCAUACUCUAAUGGAACGAUCCGAUUUACAUUUCUACUUGACGUGGCUCAAAGAUCAAUUAAAAAUGCAGGAACACAAGUGUAAAAUGGCAUGUUCGGCAGGUCCGAGCAAUUUUCCAAAAAAAGAAAAACGUAGUUGCAUAGACAUAAUCCGGGGUGCCAAUUCCAUAUUGUUUGGAAUGUCCCUUGAAGAUGCUACGAGACUAGCUCAAGAGAAUAACGAAUACAUUCAAUCGGUAGCUAGAUGUCUACAGAUGAUGUUACGUAUCGAUGAGUAUCGUUUCGCGUUCGUUUCCGUUGAUGGAAUAUCAACUUUAUUGUCUGUCUUAUCCGGAAGAGUAAACUUUCAGGUGCAAUACCAGUUGAUAUUCUGUUUGUGGGUAUUGACUUUCAAUCCUUUAUUGGCGGAAAAAAUGAAUAAAUUCAACGUUAUACCGAUAUUGGCUGACAUAUUGAGCGAUUCAGUUAAAGAAAAAGUUACUAGAAUCAUUCUCGCUGUGUUCAGGAAUUUAAUCGAGAAACCGGAAGACCAACAAGUUUCCAAAGAGCAUUGCAUAGCUAUGGUACAGUGCAAGGUGCUGAAACAAUUGGCUAUAUUGGAACAACGCAAAUUUGACGAUGAAGAUGUAACAGGGGAUGUGGAAUUUUUAACGGAAAAAUUGCAGAGUUCCGUUCAGGAUCUCAGUUCGUUUGAUGAAUAUUCUACUGAAGUUAAAUCAGGUCGUUUGGAAUGGUCACCCGUACACAAAAGCAAAUUUUGGCGAGAAAACGCUCAAAGGCUCAACGAAAAAAAUUACGAGCUGUUGCGCAUCCUUAUCCAUUUAUUGGAAACCAGCAAGGAUCCUUUGGUAUUGAGCGUAGCAAGUUUCGAUAUAGGCGAAUACGUCCGUCACUAUCCUCGUGGAAAACAUAUAAUCGAGCAAUUGGGCGGGAAACAAUUAGUGAUGCAUUUGUUGGGACACGAAGACCCUAAUGUAAGAUACGAGGCGCUUUUGGCGGUUCAGAAAUUGAUGGUUCACAAUUGGGAAUACCUCGGUAGGCAAUUGGAGAAAGAGCAGAGCACCGAUAAGUCAACAUCUAAAGGUGGAGCAGCUGUUACCGGAAAAGCUUAAAAUAUCUGGUGGCAUCACCCUAUAUAGUAUUUUUUUUUUGUUUAUUUUCAAAUGUAUAUAGAAACAUUCCUGGUUUGUUGUUGGUGUUAAUGCUUAUAACAAAUAUGCAAAUUUU
This is a messenger RNA of Diorhabda carinulata, 1838 nucleotides long. RefSeq names its product V-type proton ATPase subunit H (gene VhaSFD). The record is from RefSeq and is a predicted model, not a curated record. The transcript is spliced from 9 exons. Gene Ontology annotation, molecular function: proton-transporting ATPase activity, rotational mechanism; protein binding. The coding region runs from base 116 to 1723 and encodes 535 amino acids. Gene Ontology annotation, cellular component: lysosomal membrane; vacuolar proton-transporting V-type ATPase, V1 domain. Lineage: Eukaryota; Metazoa; Arthropoda; Insecta; Coleoptera; Chrysomelidae. Gene Ontology annotation, biological process: proton transmembrane transport.